Molecule: messenger RNA, 663 nt
Organism: Fonsecaea erecta
Lineage: Eukaryota; Fungi; Ascomycota; Eurotiomycetes; Chaetothyriales; Herpotrichiellaceae
Exons: 1
Coding region: 1-663 (220 amino acids)
Biological process (GO): maturation of SSU-rRNA from tricistronic rRNA transcript (SSU-rRNA, 5.8S rRNA, LSU-rRNA)
Cellular component (GO): nucleus
Source: RefSeq, a predicted model, not a curated record
AUGGCUCAACCCAGCCAGACCGGCUCGCUUCCGGCCCCGCCGACCCUAUCCUCAUCCCUCUCUUCCCAAAUCGACCUGCUAGUGGCCCUCCACUUGUGGUCCUGGCCCGCCUUGACACUUGCGAUCCAAAACGCCUGGGGUGGCUCUCCAGAGGUCUCGAAAGACAAGCGGGACUGGUUCGCCGGCGCUGUGUCCGAGCUGCUCACCUCAAACCCUCCGCAACUGGCCGACGUCAGCGACCUGGAAGAAGUCUUGAUACAAGUCAUGCUGGAUGAAUUCGAGGUCGUGGUCGACGACGGCAGCGCCGAAGAGACGGCCAAGAAGAUCUGGAGUGGCGCGACCAAACUGACCGCCGGGGAUACCUCUGAAUUGAACGAGCUCUACACGAAAUGGCAGGAGAAGGAGAAAAAUGGAGGCGACAAGGUCGUCGGUAUCGUCAGAGGGGAAGACAAAGAUGCUGAAGAGACGGAUUGGGAUGAUGACGAUGACAAUGGUGGUAGUGAAGAGGAGGAGGGGGAGUGGAAUGGGUUUUCCGAUCGAUCAGACGUGCAGAUGGCCGACGCUCCCUCGAUCAUUGACAUUGACUGGAAACCCAAGCAGAAGCCCGAGCCGGAGGUUGAUGACGAAGGGUUCACAAAGGUUGUGAGCAAGAAGAAGAAAUGA